CAUGCAGAGGCCUGACUCCAGCUCUGUUCACCUGAGUGAAUGGCAAAAGAAUGUGUUUACUCUUAAUUCUGGCACCUGCUCCCCAGAACAGAAGGCAGAUGUGUAUCGAGCACAUAUCUCACAAAUUCAGUAUGCAUGGGCAAACUCUGAGAUCUCUGAAGAAUCGGCUGUCCACCUGUUCAAGAAGUAUGCUGAAAGGUAUGCGGCCAUCAUUGACUCCGACAAGGAGGGGACUGGCCUAAAUAACUAUGCAGAUAGCAUAAUGGCCUUGGCCAGAUGUCCUCGGAAUGACAGUAACAAAUGGCAGUCCUCACUGACUCCCAGCAAUGUUUUAAAAUUAAAAAGUGUGCAGGACAUGUUUAAUACAGCAAAGGCAUGUCAGGAGUCUCUGCUGACUUCAUCGGAGAUUGUUUUGAAGGGGGUCAGCACCUCUGGUAAUUCAGUGGUUGCGAAUAAUGUCCUCAGCAAUUCAGAGCAGAAAGAAGCUAAACAUCCCUUGUUGAAUUACAAGAUUCCGCAAGUAAGCUCAAACUUUGUUCAGAAUUCAAAAGCUGCAACACUAAUGAAUGCCAGUGAGUGUACAUCUGCUAGUUUCUUACAACCUGCUGUACACAGCACUAAAACUCUUUUGACAAAACCUCUUUUUGGGGACAGUGAAACAAGAGGUUCUACAAAAUCAGAUGCCAUGGCUGAACAAAGUACAUUUUCUUUCUGUACUUCUACAAAUUCAGCAAAGAGGAAAAAAGUUCUUUCAUCCGGCGAUGAAAAUGUGGAGACCGAAAACAGUAAUCCAGGUCAGAAACAGCCAUUAGGCGCACAUGCACCUGCAGCCGAUGAAAUUGGCUUUAAAACUGCAAAAGAACAGUUGUGGGUUGAUCAACAGAAAAAGUAUAACAGUCAGGCCCAGCGCCACGCUGGACCUGGAAUAUAUGGCACUGUUAAGAAGUCCCUUGGUGCUGUUCGUUCUCGUGGACUAUAUGGAAAGUUUAUACCUCCAAUUGCUAGGCAAGAUGAAGGUGAUGAGAACUUAGCAGUACAGAAAAAAUCUUAUGGAGCUAGUGGCAAUGAGACCAAUGCACCGUCUGAUGAGCGUUUAAAAAACAUUGAACCAAAGAUGAUUGAACUAAUCAUGAGUGAGAUUAUGGAUCAUGGGCCUCCAUUGAAUUGGGAUGACAUUGCAGGUUUGGAAUUUGCCAAAACCACCAUAAAAGAAAUUGUUGUGUGGCCAAUGCUAAGACCAGAUAUUUUCACUGGUCUUCGAGGGCCUCCAAAAGGCAUUCUACUAUUUGGGCCGCCUGGAACAGGAAAAACUCUGAUAGGCAAGUGUAUAGCUUGUCAGUCUGGUGCCACAUUUUUUAGCAUUAGUGCUUCAUCACUGACUUCCAAAUGGGUGGGCGAAGGAGAAAAGAUGGUCCGUGCUCUUUUUACUGUGGCACGUUGUCACCAGCCUGCUGUGAUCUUUAUAGAUGAAAUAGACUCUCUUUUAUCUCAGCGGGGUGAAAGUGAGCAUGAAUCUUCACGGAGGAUUAAAACAGAGUUCUUAGUGCAGCUAGAUGGUGCAACAACUUCCUCGGAAGACCGUAUCCUUGUAGUUGGUGCAACUAAUAGGCCUCAGGAAAUAGAUGAAGCUGCCAGAAGACGACUUGUUAAGAGGCUGUACAUACCUCUUCCAGAGGCAUCUGCCAGAAAACAAAUCGUUGUAAGCCUAAUGUCUCGGGAGCACUGCAGCCUUACUGAGCAAGAAGUGGAGUCAAUAGUCAUACAAGCAGAUGGCUUUUCUGGUGCAGAUAUGACUCAGCUGUGUCGUGAAGCAGCACUUGGUCCUAUUCGCAGCAUUCAGGCGAUGGAUAUUGCCACCAUUACUGCUGAACAAGUCAGACCCAUUUCUUUUAUUGACUUCCAAAAUGCUUUCCAGGUUAUGAAGCCCAGUGUCUCUAAGAAAGAUCUGGAAUUAUAUGAAAACUGGAACAAAACGUUUGGCUGUGGAAGAUAAAAUGUUUCCAAGAUAAAGUGCAACUUUUUACUACCCAUAUUUUGUUUGUCCAG
Nanorana parkeri is the source of this 2046-nucleotide messenger RNA. It is a transcript of the gene FIGNL1, whose product is annotated as fidgetin like 1. The record is from RefSeq and is a predicted model, not a curated record. The transcript has a single exon. Bases 2 to 1993 code for a protein of 663 amino acids. Lineage: Eukaryota; Metazoa; Chordata; Amphibia; Anura; Dicroglossidae. Gene Ontology annotation, molecular function: ATP binding; ATP hydrolysis activity; microtubule severing ATPase activity.